UUUCCCCUAUGGUACCCUAACUUUCACCACAGAGUCGAUUGAUAUUUUCUGUCUACAAACAAUGUUCUCUCAUAAUUUUGUUUCGCUCAACUCCGCCUCCAUGGGCUGGUGCUGAAAGACGUUUGUCAUCGAGGCACCGACGAUUUGGAAAGCUCUCAACUUUGAGCAAGGUAACUGAACAUCCCAUGCGACUUGUAAUUUUUCUUUGCCCAACUUUAUUCCUUAUCCGUUAUAUGUGCCUUGUCCAGCGGUACUUUAAGUUUGAUGCCACAAAAAGCAAUUCCAACAACUACCUACCUGCACUCUUGUGUAAUACGGCAUGUCCUAAGCAUGCUUCCGAUUCGCCAACACUUAUACGAUACCUGUUCUGAGGCCUACCCAGUUUGAGAAUUGUGACCCGAAACUUCGGGUCGGAAAAUGGCAGACGAGCUUUUAUUGCUUGAAUAGGGGAAAAUCUGUUGGUAAUUGUUAUACGUGCAGGUAUUUACGAAGUCUACCAUGCUGCAUGUAAAACUCUCUGGAUCUAGGUCAGCCCAAAGUACUGUUUAGUCACCUUACCCACCAAUCUAGGUUAUACACAAACCAACCAAUGUUUCUUGUGUUGAAGAGAGUGCGAUCAGCAAGAGCUCGAGUAUGAAACGCUGGCACCGGCACUCGACAAGUUUGUGGACAAUUACCAAAUUCGGCGCUGUCGAUGCAAAUCAAGCACCCCAAUGGGUUGACCGAAGCGAAUCGUGCGCGCGCGACCAAUCAGACGCAAAUCGCAUCUCCCACAUGCGUUGAAGCAACGUCAUGAACCUAACAUACCGUUUCCGCCUUCGCCAUCUUUGAU
Truncatella angustata is the source of this 832-nucleotide messenger RNA. RefSeq lists its product as uncharacterized. The record is from RefSeq and is a predicted model, not a curated record. Lineage: Eukaryota; Fungi; Ascomycota; Sordariomycetes; Amphisphaeriales; Sporocadaceae. The transcript has a single exon. The coding region runs from base 186 to 371 and encodes 61 amino acids.